Messenger RNA from Colias croceus (clouded yellow), 1801 nucleotides. RefSeq names its product protein artemis-like. The record is from RefSeq and is a predicted model, not a curated record. NCBI's taxonomy places the organism in Eukaryota, Metazoa, Arthropoda, Insecta, Lepidoptera, Pieridae. Gene Ontology annotation, biological process: interstrand cross-link repair; protection from non-homologous end joining at telomere; double-strand break repair via nonhomologous end joining. The transcript is spliced from 4 exons. Bases 176 to 1300 code for a protein of 374 amino acids. Gene Ontology annotation, molecular function: 5'-3' DNA exonuclease activity; damaged DNA binding.
UUUCACUUUUCAGUUUCAUAAAACUUUAUUAAUUAUUUGUGAACUCAGGUCUCAGAGUAUUCGUAAUUACUUUAGAACAAGUAUAGUUCUCGUAAAGCUCUAAUUUAAUCAGUUUGCUUAGCUGACGUGCAUUUUAUUUCGAAUUAUUUUUACUACAAAGCUCCACGACCACGCCAUGUGUCAGCGUUCGCUAAGUUCAUUUAAUGGAAAAAUAGCAGAGAUUCCUGGUGUUUACGUAGACAACUUCGAGAAUGUGGAAUCGGUGAAACCACGAGUGUAUUUUCUGAGUCAUUGCCAUUCAGAUCACAUGCAAGGGCUACAUUCGGGUAAUUUACUGGAUUAUUUGAUAGAACAUGAUGUGUAUAUUUACACCACGGAGUUAUCCGCCGCAAUAAUAAAUGACGACAAAAAGGACACGAGGAUUAUGGACUAUGUGAAGGUGCUUAAAUUAGGUUCGUCACUAAUAACGUUGCCGAGUACAAAAAACGAGGAGGAAAUAUUACUAACAGUUACCCUGAUCCCCGCGGGGCACAGCGCAGGCGCGGUCAUGUAUCUAUUCCAAACUGUGUCUUACACAGUAUUAUUUACAGGCGAUUUUCGCAUAAACACCUCUGAUGUGCGCAAAUACGCUGCGUUGCAUACAGAUGGUGUGCCGAUGAAAAUUAACACAAUGUAUGUAGAUACAACGUUCAUAGAUUGUGCGUACGAGAAUUUUCCGAAACGAUCGGAGAGUGUAGAGGAGAUGGUCAAAGAAUUGGAGCAUUGGAUCAAUAAUGAUAAACGAGGUGUAGCAUUGCACACAUCGGCGAAGUAUGGAUACGAAUUCGCUUUUAACGAGAUAUAUAAGCGGUUGGGCUUGAAGGUAUACGUGGAUGGAGAUAGAUGGAAGUUUUACAGAUUAAUACCCCAUCUGGUACCUGGUGUGACAAACGAUUCGAAACACACAAAAAUACAUUUAUGUACGAAACGCAAAAACGAACAUACAACAUGCAUUCCGAGAAGCUACCCUCAAUUUUUAUAUGUUCACUUAUCGGCCAUGAAAUGGACUAAUUAUUCCCCAAAUUUAAAGUCAGUCGAACGUGUGACGCCGUCACGAAUAGACGUAUGUUUCGCGACACACUGCAGUAGAAGCGAACUAAUGUAUUUCGUGAAUUAUUUUUCACCAGAUAAAGUUGUUGGUUUUCCUAAUCCUUUUGUGGGUAGACGUGGUGUAAAAAGAAAGGCUGAGUCUUGUGAUAGUCAAAUGGAUAAUGGAGAAAAGAAACUAGAUCGUAAUUUGUUAAAGGAAAUAUUUGGUUGAUAGUUUUUUUGGAAGAACAUUGUAUGGGUUGUUGGAAGUCGAAUCGCGUGUUGCGAAAGAGGGCUAGACGGAAUUAGGACCAAAAUUUGUAAAGACAUUUUUUGCUAUCGUUGUAAGCCUUAGUUCCCGGGUGUCAAGGGACAAUCAGAUUCUGACUGUGGCUGCUUUAUUUCGGAUGAAUUGAUUAAUAUCUAACCAAUCCUUCCACUGUGUCAGACUUUCGUUCUAAUAUAAUAUUUUGUUAUAAAAUAUAUAAUUGUUGGAACCGCUGGUUAAAAUGGUCUGGAAUAGGAUGCACCCUAAAUGCUUUGCCUCCGAUCUCGUCGUUGUGUGUGGGUUGCAGUCAUCAUUAUUGCAGAAGUGGAGACAUUUAGAUAGCAGAAAGUAACGUUCAAAGCUCAACGUUGCCGAAAACCCAAGAGAAGAUAGUUAAUCCUGGGCUGUAUUCCAGUAUGUGUCUACACGGGAUUUCACAAUAAUAAAAUAAAUAAAAUAAAAUAA